This is a messenger RNA of Dendronephthya gigantea, 1512 nucleotides long. RefSeq names its product phytanoyl-CoA dioxygenase, peroxisomal-like. The transcript is spliced from 10 exons. The record is from RefSeq and is a predicted model, not a curated record. NCBI's taxonomy places the organism in Eukaryota, Metazoa, Cnidaria, Anthozoa, Malacalcyonacea, Nephtheidae. The coding region runs from base 105 to 947 and encodes 280 amino acids.
UCUGGGCUAGGAGAGUAUUCACUUCAGUCUACAUCUCAUGAAAUAUGAAAUAAACACAUAGAAUAUUGCGCGCAUAUAAGACAGAUGAGAGUUUAGCCAUAAAGAUGAAUUCAAGCCCAGAAUCCACCCAGGUAGAUUGGCCAGAGCAUGAAUCGUUGGACGACUGGCUGAAAACUCAACCUGUUCAUGAAUGGAAGAAAGAUUUUGAUAGCAAUGGAUUCUUAGUCGUUCAUGGCUUAAUCAACGAGGAGUAUGUUGAGAUUUACAAAGAUAUCUACAUGAAGAUGUUGAAAGGAGAAAUAAAUACAAGGGCGCAUCGUCAGGAUCUUGGUGGUCAUGAGCCCCAAAAAAAUGCAAAUGAGGAAAAUGUCUGUCAAAUCAUGUGGCCAAGCCUUUACUUCCCGUCGUUGAUGCAGGGCCCACUUCAUCAAAGAGUGCAAGCAAUAAACAACAUAAUAGUUGGUCCAGAUGCUGAUUUUGAUUUUGAUAUGCUGAUUGCAAAGGGUCCAAAUACAAAUACUAUUACACCUUGGCACCAGGAUGAAUCUUACUGGCCUGAUAUGCCUGAUAAAAGGGUGACAACUUGUUGGGUUGCUCUUGACGAUACCACAUUAAACAAUGGUUGUAUGUGGUUUGUACCUGGUUCCCACAAGAUGCCAUUGCGAGAGCACCAUCCUGCUGGAAAAGGUACGCAUACGCUGGAGUGCGCUUGUUCUGAGGACGAAGGUGUACCACUGUUACUCAAGCGCGGUUCAUGUACUUUACAUGGUGGUCGAACCCUUCACUACAGUCGAGGGAAUAGCACAGAUAAUUACAGACGGGCUUACAUUACAAACUACAGGCCUCGCACUAUGAUACAAUGGGAGAGGGAACGGAACUUUGCGCAUGGAAAAGAGGGAAUUGACGAGACGAAACGUGACGAUGUGGUCAUUUUUAGGAGAGAAUGAUGAAUUCGCAAAACGUUUUCAAUUUUAAUUCAUAGGGUUACAUCACUUAUUUAUCUGUUCCGAAUGAUUGUGAUGUAUCAGUAGGGAUAAAAGUGGUAUUUAACAGGUAAAUGUCAAAGUCCAUAGGGGACAUGACAGGAAAUAUUAAGAACUAUAUUAACUUUGAGACAGCUUUACCGUUCAUAUAUCUUAUGAACUUUGUUUAUUAGAUUUUUAACAGUACGACUUGUGAUUCCUACAGGGAACUAAACUCUUUUGUGCAGUUUUAAAACAAAGGAGAUUAUACUUAGGACAUUUUGUAUUGUCUUCAUCUUGCACAAGUUUGAAUACAUAAACAUGAGUAGAGUGAUUGAAUAAGUAUACUUUAGCAAGUGAUUUCAGCUUGUUUUCUAGAGCAUGUUUUUACAAGACUACGUCUGUCUUUGACUGCAUGUCUUUGGUCAUUUGGUAAUGAAAUACAAUAUGUUUUAAAAAGACUAUGGUGUUUCGAUUUAUAGGAAUAGUGCAGGAUUGGUCGAUUAGCAGAAUUAAUGAGGGUUAUAUCAAUGUUAAUGUCAUCAUGAAA